AUGAGUAGCAAUAGUAAUAAUAAUGUGCCUGCUUGGGAUACAGAUUUCAUUACAACUUCGACCUCUUCUCUCACCAGCUCCGACACACUUUUGAAGAGCAGUAGUAGCAGUGGUGAUCCAUCUGUUGCAAGUGGAUCAAGUAACAAUCAAUAUAAUGUCAAUGCUGCUGCUGCUGCUUCAGGCUCAGGAGCAUAUCAAUAUGUGAAGCCUUCCAUCAAAUUGGAAACUUACACACAAACGGGCAUGGUAUCAGCACAUCCCAUUUCGAAAUCGAAAAAGAUUGUACUGAUGCUCAUUGCUCUAGGAUUGCCUAUCAUUAUAUAUGUGGUUGCCAUCAAAUCGUUUGGCGAUGCUCUCACCUUCCCUUUCUUCCUUGUGGUGUUCCCAACGUUGAUCGUAUUCGUUCCAUUCCUUUACUAUACAUAUCGUAAGCGUGGACAGCGUCAUCACGUAACUCGUCAUCCUGUUCUCACCAUGAUGACUGUAUUCUCGAUUGUCUACACAUUCUUUGUGCCCGUUUACCUGGCAUCCCUGCUAAGUCCACUCUACAAUCGUAAGACAGUGGAUGACAUCAAGACAGAGUACUAUCACUCUGCAAGCUGGUUGAUCGCUCUCCCGAUUGCCUAUCUUCACGCGUGUGUAUUCGUGCAGCUAACGCUACUAUCGCAGUGUACUCUCCGUUCGUUGAGGUAUCGUAUUUUCGUUGGGUGGCCAGCAUCUGUAUUCUUCACUACGAUCAUACUCUCGCUUCCUUUGAUGACAUUCGCACCACUCUUACCGGCUGCUGGCACACUGAUAGUGGUGUUGAUUCCAUUCGUACUCUCAUUGAUUGGAUUGCGUCAAACACUGAUCACACGUCCACCCAACAAGUGGGAAGUAAAGAAUAUCUUGAUUCGCAAGUCAUUCGAAGAUGAAGACGACCAACUCUUGAACCGUCGUAAAGUACAAAGAGUUCGUCACACAUCGCCAGAUUCCUAUGAGGUCGUAGAUUUCAAACAGCCACUCACAAUUAUCCAGAUUGCAGAUCCACAUAUCGGUCCAAUCAUGUCGGCAGAGAGAUUAGAGGAGAUCUGCGAAAGUGCUGUUAAAUUGAAUCCAGAUUUAGUUUUCUUGACAGGUGACUUCUUUACACUCGAAAGUUUCAACCCACCUGGUGCAGUAGAGAAAGCUUUGGCACCACUAAAGAAGUUAAAGGGUAAAACAUUUGCAUGUGUUGGUAACCAUGAUUUAGAAGAAGGAUGUAUGGAUUUAUUAAGAAAUGCACUAAACACAAUAGAUUGUUGUUUACUUAUUGAUAAUUGUGUUGUUACUGAUACUAGAAUUGGAAAGGUACAAAUCGUUGGAUUUGAUUAUAGAUCACAGGCAAGACAGGAACAUGUUCAAACUAUUUGUGAUGCAUACCCACCCAUCCCCAACAUACCUAGAAUUGGAUUGCUACAUGAUCCAGGUGCAUUUAAAUUUAUACCAGCCGACUAUGGUAUGCUUGUUUUCAGUGGUCACACUCAUGGUGGUCAGAUUGAUUAG
Molecule: messenger RNA, 1524 nt
Organism: Heterostelium album PN500
Lineage: Eukaryota; Evosea; Eumycetozoa; Acytosteliales; Acytosteliaceae
Product: metallophosphoesterase
Exons: 5
Coding region: 1-1524 (507 amino acids)
Molecular function (GO): hydrolase activity
Source: RefSeq, a predicted model, not a curated record